AUGGCCAUGCUGGGCCCCGACGGUCCCCUGUGCGCGGCGGACCCGGAGACGCUGCGGGACUACCUCAAGGCCUCGCACUUCUCGCUGGCGCUCGACCCGCGUCUGCACCAGGAUGCCAGGUGCUCCAAGGCGCACGCGGACUUCCAGGCCUACCCGGCCACCACCGCGGCGGCGCCGCCGGACCGGCCGCCGUCGCCCUCGCAGCUCUUCCACUACGACCGGCGCUGGAAGGACGACGGGUACUUGCCCGAGAUGCGCCGCGCGUUCGCCUUGCUCAGCGCGCCGCCGGCGGACACGCCGGAGCAGCGGCGGGAGCGCGCGCGGACCCUGCAGGCCAGCCACCUGCCCCUGCACGCGGGCGCGCACGCCGGCAUCGGCCUGUCCCUGGCGCACGCCGCCUACGGCUGGCACGGGAUGCCGCCGCUCGCUGCCCGGGAGCAGAUCCGGGGCGCGCGCCUCAUCUUCGACCGAGACUCGGUGCCAGCCGGCGACAAGGACAAACUGGGCAUCCCGCACACCACGCACAAAGCGCACUUCCAGCCCUACUCCGAGGACCCGCCGCCCCGCGCGCCCUCCUACCAUCUGGGGGGUCCCAACCCUCUCCGGUGGAACUACAAAGGCCCCAUAGAGACCUCCAACUCAAGACAGUUCAGGGCCCUUCCAGGCCCACCCGCUCCCAUGUGUAAGAGGGCCUCCUCCUCUGUGCAACUGGGAGACUGCAAAAUUAACUAUACCCACAUGCAUUCAGACCUGAAGCAGAUGCACACUCCCCAGGAGCUGUCCCCAGACAGGUACAACAAAGCCCAGGCUUCAGCCCAGAUCUUCCAAGCAAACAUUAAUCCUGGAGAUGGACACUUUUACCACAGGACAACUAUGAAUGAUCAUUUCUAUCCCCGGGAGCCAGAGCCUUUUACUUCCUCCCACGAUAAGACUCCGGAUUCCCACAUUUUGAAAGGAAAUUGGCAGCACGGCCCAGGCAACCUUGAUACUUCUAUGCAGUAUUUCUUCGUCCAGACCCCGCCUGCAACCCAGCCACCCAGCCGCCACUUACCUCUAGAGAAACAGAAGGAUCACGUGGCCCUAGGAGACACAAAGCUGCUCAGAGAAUUCUUCCACACUACCACGCGCUCAACCUACGGCCACUUAGAACCCCAGCCUACACAGAUUGCCCCCAGCCUUCAUUUGUUGCCCAGCACACUGCCACGGGGCACAGGCGAUCCCAAUGCCACCCUGGAACCCUGCACCUACCUUCACAUCGGCCACUCCCACUUAGGCCAGCCAUACUCCCGCCCCUUUCUCUAUCCACCUUUACCCAAUCCUAACCCCACCUCGUCUGCCAAGUAUCGGCUCCGCCCCCACAAGCUGUUUUCAACGGAGAACCAGAGUUCUUUUAAGCCUCGUGGAGUAGCCCCAGCCGCCAUGACGCAAGAUUUGCUAUGGCGGUGCAAAUACAGCCACCUGGAGCCCCCGCUGGGAGAUCAACGCUUCUUAUCAACCACCUACAAAGAUGAAUUUCCUUUCAAGUACAAUGGUCCACUGGUGCUGAAACCGAAUGUUACAAAUGAGAGCCAUUUGCCCCUAGGUUCCCCUAAAUGGUGGGGCUGCAGGAAGGUAGACCCUCAGGCCCCCCAGAUCUCUAUGAACCCAUGUCCCAGUCCGCAAUAA
Dipodomys ordii (Ord's kangaroo rat) is the source of this 1665-nucleotide messenger RNA. RefSeq names its product chromosome unknown open reading frame, human C19orf45 (gene Saxo5). NCBI's taxonomy places the organism in Eukaryota, Metazoa, Chordata, Mammalia, Rodentia, Heteromyidae. The transcript is spliced from 9 exons. The record is from RefSeq and is a predicted model, not a curated record. The coding region runs from base 1 to 1665 and encodes 554 amino acids.